Messenger RNA from Megalobrama amblycephala (Wuchang bream), 935 nucleotides. RefSeq names its product complement C1q-like protein 2. The record is from RefSeq and is a predicted model, not a curated record. Gene Ontology annotation, molecular function: protein binding. Lineage: Eukaryota; Metazoa; Chordata; Actinopteri; Cypriniformes; Xenocyprididae. Bases 156 to 656 code for a protein of 166 amino acids. The transcript is spliced from 4 exons.
AAAACAUCAGAGAACUGACCGCCACCGUUACAGAGCAGAAAGGAAACAUCAGAGAACUGACCGCCACCGUUACAGAGCAGAAAGGAAACAUCAGAGAACUGACCGCCACCGUUACAGAGCAGAAAGCAAACAUCAGAGCUUUAGAGACGCAACAGAUGUUUAUCCUGAAAGAUCUGAAGAAGAAAAAUGAAGAAAUUUCAAAUCUUACUCUGAGUCAAGUGGAGUUGAGAAAGGAAAAUAGAGAGAGAGAAAUAGCUUUUUCAGCUUCAAUGAUGGAAUCUGGCGCUGGAAAUAUUGGUCCUUUUACCACUGACAUCACACUGACCUACAGGAACGUCUUCACAAACAUAGGGAACGCCUACAACCCAGUUACAGGUAUUUUCACAGCCCCACUGACAGGAGCGUACAUGUUCAGAAUCACUGUGUUUGGUCAUGGCGGAACUCCAGCAACUGCAGGCAUUUUUAAGAAUGGAAAGCAGAUGGUUACAGCAGAUGGUAAUCAGGUUCAGGGUGUGUUAAACUCCUCAAAUGGAGUUGUGUUGAUCCUGGAGGUUGGAGAUGUUGUCUAUGUGAGACUUUGGACUGGCAGUAGGACACAUGAUAGCCAGAAUAAUCACAACACUUUCAGUGGUUUCCUACUGUUUCCCUUAACAUAACAGGAGCUUUCCAGUAUGUGAUUCCAAUAAUUCUGAACCAUCAGUGUAUGAUUUAAGAUGAAAAUUACUUAAUAAAAGCAUGUAUAAUACAUUAUACUCAUAAGUUCUGAGCUGUCUAUACAGGUAAGUUUGUAUAGAAAGUUUCAGCACUGAGACAGACAGGAUCCCUGAAUAUCACAUGUGACUCAAAAGUGUUUUGUUAGAGUAGUAAAUUUAGAAAUGUUAAAUAAUACCUUUUUAAGUGUAUCUUGUGACUGAUCCUUGAUCUGUAUCUCUUCA